AUGGUGACCUCGCCUCGCGCUGGGGACUCUGCAAGGGAGAGCGGGUCGGGGUCAAUUUGGGGGCCGAAUGUGUCCUUCCCACAAAGACAUGAAAAGGGCAACAUCCUGCCAAACACUAUGUGUACCACUUCCCAACACGACCGGCCACUCCGCGCGUUCCAGUCGGCGGCGACAGUACCUGCCCAGCCUCCGCCGCCGCCACCUCCGCCGCCGCGCCGCUACUCACCUCCGCCAACUCCGCUACCUCGGCCGCCGCCGCUAAUCCCCACCUCGCCGCCCGCCAACUCCGCCAUCUUCUCCACUCCGCUGCCUCUACUCCCAACUCUGCCGCCGCUAUUCCCCUGCUGCUACUCCCACCUCCUCGCUACCUCCAACUCCGCCGCCGCUACUCCUACCUCCGCCACCUCCGCCGCCGCUGCUACUCCCAACUCCGAUAAUUCCGCUGCCUCUACUCCACCUCCGCCAACUCCGCCGUUACUCCCGCCUCCAAAACUCCGCCGCCGCCGCUACUCCAACUCCUCCACUCCGCCACCUACGCGCCGCCAUCGCCGUUACUCCACCUCCGCCGCCGCUACUCCGCCACUACGCUACUCCCACCUCCGCGAACUCCAACAACUCCGCCGCCGCGCUACUCACCUCCACCGCCAACUCCGCUGCCGCCGCCCGCCGCCGCAUCGCCGUUACGGCUACGGACCGCUCAGAAUUUUUCCGUCUUUUACACCGACCGAGGACCAUUUUCCUUGGCAUGCCACUCUUGGUCGUUAUACUGCCUGUCACGGGUCCUUCCUGUCAUGUCCCUCUGACAACGAGGACCUUUUAGUAGAGUUCGAUAUCCAGCUCCCGUUUCUCCAAGAUAUUUGGCCAAACUUUACUGGAUAUUCUUCGCCGUGA
Penaeus vannamei (Pacific white shrimp) is the source of this 891-nucleotide messenger RNA. The record is from RefSeq and is a predicted model, not a curated record. Lineage: Eukaryota; Metazoa; Arthropoda; Malacostraca; Decapoda; Penaeidae.